CAGCCAUUUUGCACCGUCCCUCUUCCACCCAGAAAGUAGGUUGUCGUGGGAAGACGUAAUCAGAGAAAACUACUAACUCACAAAUCCCACCACACAAUCAUUCCCCCGUGUCAGCACAAUAUACCUACUCAGUUUCCUCCGUUUGAAAAAGGAGGCAUCGAGGGUUAACGGGAGCAACGUUUUAGAAAAGCAAGGCCACAGAGAGGCAUUUGACAAAGGCACUGGAUGGAUAGUAUCGAAGCUGAAGCCCUGUACCUGACCACAGCGCAGCACGGGCAACCUCAAUGCGAGCUUUCCCUUCCUGCUGUGGAAGUACCUGCCCUUGGCGGAAGCAAGAAGAUGAAUGGGUCUCUGGACCACCCAGACCAGCCCGACAUUGAUUCUAUAAAGAUGUUUGUGGGUCAGAUCCCCCGGACGUGGUCAGAGGAUCAGCUGCGCGAGCUGUUUGAGCCCUAUGGUGCAGUUUAUGAAAUCAAUGUUCUUCGUGACAGGAGUCAGAACCCCCCGCAGAGUAAAGGUUGUUGUUUUGUCACGUAUUACACCCGUAAGUCUGCAUUAGAAGCACAAAAUGCCCUUCACAACAUGAAGAUUCUUCCAGGGAUGCAUCAUCCCAUACAAAUGAAACCUGCAGACAGUGAGAAAAACAAUGCGGUAGAAGAUCGAAAGCUGUUUGUUGGAAUGAUUUCAAAGAAGUGCAAUGAGAACGACAUCAGACUCAUGUUUUCUCCAUAUGGUCAAAUCGAGGAGUGUCGCAUAUUGAGAGGUCCUGACGGACUAAGCCGUGGCUGUGCCUUCGUCACAUUCACAGCGAGACAGAUGGCCCAGUCUGCCAUCAAAUCCAUGCACCAGUCACAGACUAUGGAGGGCUGUUCUUCUCCCAUCGUGGUGAAGUUUGCAGACACACAAAAGGAUAAAGAACAGAAACGCAUCGCCCAGCAGCUGCAGCAACAGAUGCAACAGCUCAAUGCUGCCUCCAUGUGGGGAAACCUUACAGGGCUGAACUCACUGGGCCCACAGUACCUUGCACUUUAUUUGCAGCUUCUACAGCAGUCUGCUUCCUCUGGAAAUGCGCUCAACAAUCUCCAUCCAAUGUCAGGUCUGAAUGCCAUGCAGAAUCUGGCUGCAUUAGCAGCAGCAGCGAGUGCUACACAGGCCACACCUACAGGUAGCAGUGCGCUGACCACCUCCAGCUCCCCUCUCAGCGUCCUCACCAGCUCAGGUACGCCCUCCGGACAGCCUGCUCAAUCUGCCUGGGACGCCUACAAGGCAGGUUCCUCUCCCACCUCCAGUACUAGUUCUUCUGUGAACCCCAUGGCAUCUUUAGGUGCUCUUCAGUCUCUUGCUGCGGGCGCUGGAGCAGGUCUCAACAUGAGUUCCCUAGCAAGUAUGGCUGCUCUAAAUGGUGGUCUGGGCAGCGGAGGUCUCUCCAACGGCUCAGGAAGCACUAUGGAGGCUCUGACUCAGGCGGCCUAUUCUGGGAUCCAGCAGUAUGCAGCUGCCGCUCUGCCAAGCCUCUACAGUCAGAGUUUACUUUCCCAGCAGAACGUUAGCGCUGCUGGCAGCCAAAAAGAAGGCCCUGAAGGAGCAAACCUGUUCAUCUACCAUCUGCCACAGGAGUUUGGUGAUCAGGACUUGUUGCAGAUGUUUAUGCCUUUCGGCAACGUCAUCUCUGCCAAGGUCUUUAUUGACAAACAGACCAACCUUAGCAAGUGUUUUGGCUUUGUAAGUUACGACAAUCCAGUUUCGUCCCAGGCAGCCAUUCAGUCAAUGAACGGUUUUCAGAUUGGAAUGAAGCGGCUGAAGGUGCAACUUAAACGAUCUAAAAAUGACAGCAAGCCAUACUGAGUGAUUUUGCUCUCAAAUGGACUUGGUUUGAAAAUGUUUUUCUGAUAUCUUCGUGCCCGUUUGUCAUCGUUUGCCUAGCAUGUCGAUGUGACGUCAAAAGUUCAUCGUCCAGUCCGUUGUCCUCUUCGCUUCUCUGACGCUUGAAAUUUCACACUUGACCUUUUUUGUUAACUUUUGACGCUUGUUGAUUACUUUUUUGUUCGUUUCUUUGUGUGAUGUUCAUUUCUGUCAUUUGUGCUGCCAAUAGGGGGCGUUAGAAAGACUGCUGGAAGUGUAAAAAGUUUCUCGAAAAUUGUUUCCGAGGGAGCAAAGAGUCUAUUUUUCUAGAACGUUCAAACAUAACCACUAGGUUUCAGCCGAAGCUUUUAAUUUUUCCGAUUAUUCUUAUUGUUUUCUUUCUCUUUAUGGGAGUUUUAUUGUUUUCAAGCAGUCUUUCUAGCGCUUCUAAUUGUACUCCUUUUUUGAGUUGUUUUUUUGUCUCCUCAAAGCAGCCAUUCAGUUUGUAGAGUCACUUGUGUGUGUGUUCCAGCGUGGGUGUGUUUCCCUCUUUCUCUCACUGUUAGUUCUAAACCUUUUAGAGGAUGUGUUCGCCACAUUUUGCUGAAAUCGAGGAUAAACUUUGUAAUUUGUGUUAGGAUAGUUGGCAUGAUGUAAUUUUUGGGAGUUUCUAUUAACAGAGUGACAUUACAAUAGACACUUGAAUUGCCUUUUUUUUCUUUAUGUGUGUGUGUGUGUGUCGAGCCAACACGGGCACAUGUUUUUCAUUUUCCUUAUUGUGUGAAAAUCAGGAUUAGUCUGAAAUAAUGCAUAGAAUGAGCAGAGUUGAAUUUCUUGUCACAGGUAAAUAUUAAGCAUGCAUGUUCUUUUUGUUUUUGUAAGUGCACUGAAAUCCUCAGCAAAAUGUGAUCUAGUUCUGUUUCAAAAAGUCAAGAUGAAUAAAGUGGUGCCAAAAGUUUUGCAUGUCGCUGUUGGUUACAUUUGCAAUACGUUUCACGGCUUCUGCUAUUAUGGUCUCAUUUCGAUGGAUUAAGAUUUAAGAACAUUACAAUGUGCUUAGGCUAUGAGUUUUAACCAUGUAUUCUUGUGAGUCCUUAGAUAUAAAUUGUGCCUACAACAGCAAAACAUAUGCUCUUCUUAAGAUGUUGUUCAGUUAACGAUGCUUUGUUAUAACCACACAGUUGGUCUGUUUUACACUCGGCUUGCAAGCUUUUGUUUCCCCCCCACCUCUUCUUUUUCUCUGUACAAGUUGUGGACUGAAUGACAGAGCUCACCUUAACUUUUAAUUUGAGGGGCGACCCUCUAAUGUCCAACAUGAAUGAAGAGCUACAUGUGGGAGUUUUCUUGUUUUUAAAAGAUGUAUUCUGACAGACUAAUCCAAUCGGGGGUCAAGGUGGUUGUUUUCGAUUUAGAUUUUAAGCUGCUGUUUUGUGAGUUUAAAUGUACUCUGAGAUGAAACCAUUUCCUGUGGGAUGUUUGUCAUUACUGGUACAGAGUGAUUGUAUUUAACAUUUAAGAUUUGUACAGAGUUUGCCUUUUCUACUUCAUAAGUUGUUUCACAAUGUAGAAGCAUGUAGAUCGUAACGCCAUGACCAAACGUCAACCUGUACAACUAAAACACAAAGGAAAAAUAGUCUACUCCACAAAGCAGCCUUUAACUGAAUUGAGAUGUUUUUUUUUUUUUAAGUUGUUUUUGUCAUUUAAGUUGUGUGGUUUUCAUUGCAAGUGUAGAGAGUGCAGAAUUUCUUAGAUGUCUGAAACCAGUGUGUUGUAUAAGGUUGGUUAAGGAUUUCACACUACUGUCUUUUCAGAAAUAUAGCAAAGUGGGCACCCAUGAAGCAGUCAUCCGGUAGUUUCUCUUUAGUUUAUGUAUGAUUAAACUGUUUGAAAAGAUUCACA
This is a messenger RNA of Danio aesculapii, 3741 nucleotides long. It is a transcript of the gene celf1, whose product is annotated as cugbp, Elav-like family member 1. Gene Ontology annotation, biological process: regulation of alternative mRNA splicing, via spliceosome; mRNA splice site recognition. Gene Ontology annotation, molecular function: mRNA 3'-UTR binding. The coding region runs from base 226 to 1845 and encodes 539 amino acids. Gene Ontology annotation, cellular component: cytoplasm; nucleus; ribonucleoprotein complex. The record is from RefSeq and is a predicted model, not a curated record. The transcript has 16 exons. Lineage: Eukaryota; Metazoa; Chordata; Actinopteri; Cypriniformes; Danionidae.